UACGCAGGAAACCCGUGUAGCUGCUCGUCAAUAGCCAAACCCACGUAAUGCACUCACAAUCAUAACAAUUGGAACCCGACACUCGUUACAUACCUCCGCAUUUGCUGCACGAGUGACCCGAGUAGAAGUGUUCCAAGGAUAAACCGAAUAUGUAAUGAACAACGUAUACCCAACUGGAAGAAUCCUAGUGCUUUUUUGUUACUGACUACGCGGAUCGUCCUUACCAUCAUAGCGCAAGAUGCAGCUCUCAUCCACAUUUGCCUCUCUGCUGGCUCUUGUCUCUAUUUCUUGGGCAUCAUCCACGCCUCAUGGCCAUGGUGAACGUGUUGUUCGGUUCCCUCUUACCCGCAAGAGCGCUGACGUUGCUGGGCAUGUUGAUCUGAGUACUCUUGAGGCACAGUUCAUUCGUUUUUCAAACAAGUAUCGUCAGACGUUUUCUGCAUUCGAAGCUAAUACUGGUUCUGCCCAUCCUUUGAGCGGGAAGAUGAUGUCUUCUAUAAGCAAGCGUGGCGACGGUGUUGUUCCGCUCAUCAAUGAGGGAUCCGACCUGUGGUAUGGCGAAAUUGAGGUGGGCACACCGAAACAGAAAUUUAACGUAUCCAUCGACACUGGAAGCACGGACCUUUUCCUUCCGUCCGUUUCCUGCAUUGAUUGCGGAGGGCACGUGAUGUAUAAUGCUGCCCAGUCUUCUACGGCCAAGGACAAAGGGCAGUUCACUGUGCUCUCGUAUGGUCAAGGUGAUGUGAUGGGAGAAGAAUACAGCGACGACGUAUUUCUUGGCGGCUACGAGGCCUCCAACCAAACAUUCCUUGCUGCCACCGUUUACUCUCCCGAUUUCUCAUACCCGAACUUCUUGCCUGACGGUCUUGCCGGUUUUGCUUUCGAGAACAUAUCUGCUCUUGGGGCAAAGUCGAUUUUUGAGACAACAAGUGACAGUGGCGUGCUCCCAUCAAGCGUGUUCGGUGUCAAACUUUCCUCUACAUCUGGGGAGAGCGAGCUCUGUAUUGGAGCGGCAGAUACCAAUCUCUAUAUCAAAGACACUUUGACCUAUACGGACGUCACCGUGAAAGGGUACUGGCAAGUGAAUCUAGAGGCAGUUUCGCGAGAUGGCACUACGGUUGCCAGUAACAACGCAUCUAUUAUCGACACCGGGACCACGUUUAUCGUCACCAAUGACAAUUCAGCAGAGGCAUACUAUAAAGAUAUUCCAGGCUCAAGCAACAGCACACAGGGGGACAUAACAUAUUAUACCAUUCCGUGUGACACGAUCGGGUCAUACACUCCCACAUUCACAUUUGGUGGGCGCAGCUUCAGUGUUUCGGAGGAAACAUUCAAUGCUGGCCCGGCGAGCGAAGGUUCAAGCGACUGCUUGGGAGGUAUUGCUGGGACGUCUAUUGUUGGUGAGUACUUCAUAUCAUGCUCAAUGUGUGUAAGUCAAGUCCCUUUUUUUAAUAUCUCCGUUUUAGACUUUUGGGUUGUCGGAGACGUUUUCCUGCAGAAUGUUUACACAGUAUUUGAUAAGGAAAAUCUUCAGGUGGGCUUUGCUGAACUGGCAUAAUCUUCAGUGUCUUCUUCGUCCUCUUGGUUUAGUUGUGGAUUUACCACAAGGACUCUCCAUGAACAUCAUCUUUGUGCGGUAUAAUCGUACCAAUAUUGAAUGUAUACCACAACUUGGAUUUGCUCUGGAAUGACUGUCGAAC
Messenger RNA from Suillus clintonianus, 1700 nucleotides. Its product is annotated as aspartic peptidase domain-containing protein. Gene Ontology annotation, biological process: proteolysis. Gene Ontology annotation, molecular function: aspartic-type endopeptidase activity. Bases 239 to 1558 code for a protein of 439 amino acids. NCBI's taxonomy places the organism in Eukaryota, Fungi, Basidiomycota, Agaricomycetes, Boletales, Suillaceae. The transcript is spliced from 7 exons. The record is from RefSeq and is a predicted model, not a curated record.